Messenger RNA from Betta splendens (Siamese fighting fish), 1921 nucleotides. RefSeq lists its product as uncharacterized. The transcript has 2 exons. The record is from RefSeq and is a predicted model, not a curated record. Lineage: Eukaryota; Metazoa; Chordata; Actinopteri; Anabantiformes; Osphronemidae. The coding region runs from base 235 to 933 and encodes 232 amino acids.
AUUACAGGACUCUAAACGUUAGGGAUUGUAGUUUAGUUGUCCGACCGCAAUACUCGAAAGUGCAUUUGCAUUAACCGAAUCGCACUACAUUUCCCAGGCAGCUAAGAGACGUUGUUAUACUCAUCGUUUACCUCGGUGCAUUAAGGUACAUCGGUGUCUCUGGAAGGUUGUUAAAUUCUACGAUAGACACAUCGCUAACCGUCAAACAGUAUUAAAUUAAAUUAAUCCAACAACAUGGACGUAAUCGAAACAAUUGUAUUACAGGAAAGUGAAGUGGAAGGAAAGGAAACGGUCGUGUCUAGUGCGGACGCUGUUAAAGCUAAAGCAGAAUUCAUUUGGACGCUGCAGGCGACAUGGCACCUUGUCAACACCCGACUUGAAAUGGACCAGGCCUUUGACCAGCCAGUGUGCAAGAAAAAGAAACUUUGGGAGAUAGUGGCAGAGAAGGUGAAUGCCAGGCUGAGGGAGGCGGACACCACGGACAUCACCGUCAAGGCCUAUGAGUGCGAUCUCAAAUGGAGGAACCUGCUGGCCACAUACAGGAAGAACGCAGAGCGGGCCAAGAGGCUGGGGGAGGCCAGCAUCCACUGGGAGUUCUUCAAGCCCAUGCACGAAGUCCUGGGAAAGAGUAGAGAGGAGAUUGAGGCCCAGCGCAGGGCCAAGCUCAAUGGGACGAGAGUGGGUAAGGCCAUAGCCAGCAAGCGCUUCACCCCCAUCCUCCCCACGCCCACUGUGACAGCCACCCCCUGCCCCGCCCGGCCUCCGCAGGAUGUCCUCCAGCUGUACAUGGAGCUGCAGGAGAGGAAGAUGAACAUGUGGGCCCAGCAGAAGGCCCUGGAGGAGAGGAAGAUAGAGGCCAUCAACAAUUUGGCCCAGGCCAUCUCCAGUCUGGCUCAGAAGAACACCACGCAGAUGCCCAAGGAUGGACAUUAGGCUCGAACACAUAGGAACUUCUUUAUCUGAACCUUUUACCACCCGCACCGACCGUUUCUGUUGUUGAGCCACACAACAGAACGGUUUGAGUUUGGCCAGUAUGAACUCUAUAGAGAAGACUGAGGAGUGGAUUCGAUUCCUAUGUCAUACUCAAACAAAUCAUGUUUAUACUUCAAGUAGAUUAGUUUGGGGAUUAUAUCUUAUUUUUAUACCAAGGUUAAAGCAUGAAUAAAAAGUAAAACUAUCACUUACAUAGUGCAUCCAUCCUAUCACCCUAAUAGCACUUAUUGAUAUUAUUUUUUUAUAUGCAGGAGGGAGGCAGCUAUUCCCAUUUAUUCACUCAGUUACACACAGCAGCACUAAUUUUUGCAGUUUUUGUUAUAACAGUGAUAAAGUAAAGAUGAGGUCAUUUUGUAUAUUGGGAUUGUAUUGGUGAGCAUACACGGUGUAAGUUCAUAGGGUCAGGGUUACAUCACCUAUAAAUUAAUCAGAUUAACCACCACAUACAGAAAACCUGUGCUGUGAACACAAGAAGUUGAGAGAUGUGGGUAACAUGACAUGUUAAGUGCAAAUUAAGGUAACAUAUUAGCAAAGACUAAACAAAUUAUGUUUUCAAAUCAAAUGUGUGCAACGUAUGUUUGUUAUAAAGUGAAGCAGAUCCAAUGCCAACGCCUAAACAGAGCAUCCAUGGAGUAAGGGUUUGGAACUAGAUGCAAAAAUUUAAUUUAAACCAACCUAUUGCUGUUCUUUUAAUGCUGUGUUUAUAAUUGAAGGAGAUUAUGAAUUCAGUGCUAAGAGUUAGGCCACACUAGCCAUAACAGAGCUGUGGCUCUUUAUUGUCCUGGCUACAAUGCUGUUUUUUUCCUUGAUGUAUGGUGUGCAAACGUAUUUAAAUAUACUGCAAAAUCAACAGAGUGAAUCUAAGAGUGGCAUGAAUGUCUUUAAUCAACAAACUGUUCAUCUCCCAACAUUAAAUAAUUGAAAAAGG